Aureobasidium pullulans EXF-150 is the source of this 684-nucleotide messenger RNA. Its product is annotated as cutinase. Bases 1 to 684 code for a protein of 227 amino acids. The transcript has 2 exons. Gene Ontology annotation, molecular function: hydrolase activity. The record is from RefSeq and is a predicted model, not a curated record. Lineage: Eukaryota; Fungi; Ascomycota; Dothideomycetes; Dothideales; Saccotheciaceae.
AUGUUCUCCGACAUCAGCCUCAAGGGUGCUCUCCUCAGCGUCUUCCUCGCUGCAGGUGCCGUCGCAAGCCCCAUCGAGAAGCGUGCUGCCUGCUCUCAGUACACCAUCAUUUCCACCCGUGGUACUGGUGAACUUCAGGGUCCUUCUGCUGGAUUCCGCACCAUGAACCAGCAGACUCUCGCCCAGGUCUCCGGCGGCACCGUCUACAACACUGUCUACCUUGCCGAUGCCAGCCAGAACUCCGCCCUCGGCACUCAGGACAUUGUCAACAAGGUCCAGUCCUCCCUCCGCACCAACCCCAACAUGUGCUUCAUCCUCCAAGGCUACUCCCAAGGCGCCGCCGCCACCGUCAACGCCAUGCCCAAGCUCACCGGCGCCAACAUGGACGCCGUCAAGGGAGUCUUCCUCAUCGGCGACCCAGAGCACCGUUCCGGCCUCGCCUGCAAUGUCGACGCCAACGGCGGCACCACCACCAAGAACGUCAAUGGUCUCUCCGCCGUCCUCGGUGGCAUCCCCGCUGCUUGGGUCCCCAAGACCAUGGAUGUUUGCGCUUACGGUGAUGGUGUUUGUGACACCACUCACGGUUUCGGAAUCAACGCUCAACAUCUGUCUUACCCUUACUCUAGCACUGUUCAGAGCAUGGGUACCAAGUACAUGGUUGCCCAGCUCAAUGGCUCCAGCUAA